Messenger RNA from Argiope bruennichi, 2401 nucleotides. RefSeq names its product tigger transposable element-derived protein 4-like. The record is from RefSeq and is a predicted model, not a curated record. Gene Ontology annotation, cellular component: nucleus. The coding region runs from base 920 to 2401 and encodes 493 amino acids. Gene Ontology annotation, molecular function: DNA binding. Lineage: Eukaryota; Metazoa; Arthropoda; Arachnida; Araneae; Araneidae. The transcript is spliced from 5 exons.
CGGGUUUUCAUUAUUCUAUGAAUUUACUGCGUGUGCUGCCUGUUACAGCUUUUUACAGUUUUUGUUGUGUUUGAGCGUCAUGGCAGAAAAAUUAUGAGAGAAGACCCUUUUAUAACCAUUCUGAUCGAAAAACUGAACAACCUCAAAAGAGACCAAGAAGUUAGAGAAAACUUGGAAGAUUCUCUUCGUGAAUUCAAGAACUUCCAGUCUAAAGUAUUAAAUAAAACAAGAGUUUACUUUUCCAAGAAAAAGCAAUCACAAAAAAGUAGUGAAAUCAAAGGCAUCUUGAAGAAGCCAAAAUCCAAAAAUAGCGUGCCUGAUGAAAUAGCACAUUCCAGCACAACUCAUUCAGUACCAAAGUCAAAUGACAGUAUAAGAUUUAAGACGCCACAAAAGGUUGUGAAAGACAAGAAAGAGGAUUUCACAGUUGUAGGCUACUGCAUUGGCGGCAAUCCUGUUCCAUACAGCACAAAAGUGCGAGGAAAGAAAAUCACUUUAGGUCGUUUCAAGACACUCUUUAACAGAAAGGGAGACUUCAGGUUCUUCUUCAAGCGGUACUGCAAUGAAUUCGGGACUAACGUAGUGUUUGAGGAAAUAAAUGAUGAUGAAGAAGUUUUACCACUUUGGGAUGGAAAAAUAUUUGCUCUGGUAGAAGAAAUAGAGGAACAUAGAUUGUAGUCCAUUAGAAUGUUGUUUUUUCUAGAGAUUGAUGGAUAGGAAUAAAUAAUUAAUGAACAUAUUUUGGUGUGACCAUAACUGCAGUGAAUUCACAAAUAGUUGAAGUUUGCACUAAGAAACUGAAAUCAAAAUAUUAAAAUAUAAUCAUUUUGAUGAGAAAAUGUCAUUAAGGAGUAGCAAACCAUUACAGAUAGAAUAAUUCCUUUGCAAUGUUUCUAUAAAAAGUAUUUUAUUUACACUCAUGUAUUCAAUUAAACCUAAUUUCUCAACAGCCAAAAUUGUAUCAAAACGGAAGCUGAAGGUUCUAAAUUUAAGUGACAAAGUGAAUUUAAUUCUUGAAUUAGAGAAAAGUCCUCACAUAAAGAAAAAAAUUUUAGCAAAGAAAUAUGGAAUUCCACCAAAUACUUUAUCAACAAUUUUAAAAAAUAAAACUAUAAUUCUGGAAAGAUAUGCGUCAAACGUCAAUCCUAAGUGCAAAAGACUAAAAGCAUGUGGCUUUCCGCAAAUUGAAUCCGCUCUCAUCUCAUGGUGUCAGUCUUACCGUAUGGAAUGUGGCAAUAUUCCUAUUAGUGGAAUAAUGCUACGGGAAAAAGCGAUGGACUUUGCUAAAGAAAUGGGUGCUGAAGAAUUCAAGGCUAGUUCUGGCUGGUUAGAAAAAUUCAAAGCACGUUAUAAAAUUGUUUUAAAAUCCCUGAAUGGAGAUGCAGUAGAAGAUUCUCAAAUUAGCAAAGAAGAAACCUUAGUCCAAAUUCUAAAAGACUAUGAAGCAGAUAAUAUUUUCAGUAUUGAUGAAAGUGUUCUGUUCUACAAAUGCUCCCAAAAUAAAAUGGAGUCAGAAGAUGAAUCCGUCUUGGAGUACAAACUAAAUCAGAAUAAACUUACUAUAGUAGUAGGCGCUAAUGCGUCUGGUACAGAAAAACUUCCUCUUGUAGUUAUUGGAAAAGCCAAAAUUCAGUAUUCUUCUGAAGAUGUGGAAUCUAUUCCUGUAGAAUAUUACAUGAACAAAAUGGUUUGGAUGACCUGCGAUUUAUUUGAACGCUAUAUUCGAAAGCUAGAUCACAGGUUUCACUCAAAAGAGCGGAAGAUUUUAUUGCUUGUAGGAAACUGCAGAGCACAUUUUGAGGUUCCAGAUUUAAAAGCUAUUAAGCUUGAAUCCCUGCCAAAAAUUCCAUCUGUAAUGCUACAACCUCCUGACAAAAGUAUAGUUAAACGUCUUAAACAUUUAUACCAUGAGCAUUUGGAAAGAAUGUCCAUUGGAAGUAAUAAAAAUAGUUUCAGUGACAAUAUUGACGUUUUACAGGCCAUAAGAAUCCUUUCUAGAAAAUGGGACAAUGAUAUUUCUCAAAAUAUAAUAAUCAAUUCUUUUGAUAUCCAGGGACUUUCUGCUAAACAAAUUUCUAAUAAUGACAAUAUAUUUAAUGAUGAUUCAUCUGGCAAUGAACACGAAAGUCUAAAUAUAUCUAAUUUAAACUGCGGUGGUGAAUCUAUAGUUGUCACCAGAGAUAUUUCUGAUGUAAAUAAUUUUGGUACUGUGAAAAUUAGAAACAAUGAAUCUGCAAAAGACAUUAGUGUACUAGUCGAAUCACCAACUGAUACUGAUGUGACCAUAGCCAUUGCUACCAUAGAAUGUUAUUUAAAAAGUCGAAGCAGUAUAAAUGAAGAGUUACUUCAUCAUUUGCAAAAAAUUAGUGAUUUUGUUUCAACACAAAAAAGGAAACUAUGA